Messenger RNA from Schistocerca americana (American grasshopper), 882 nucleotides. Its product is annotated as putative nuclease HARBI1. The record is from RefSeq and is a predicted model, not a curated record. The transcript is spliced from 3 exons. Bases 1 to 882 code for a protein of 293 amino acids. Lineage: Eukaryota; Metazoa; Arthropoda; Insecta; Orthoptera; Acrididae.
AUGGCGCCCCCGCAGCAGCAGCAGCAGCAGCAGCACGUAUGUAGGGCCUACGGCAGUGCAUUCAACAUUCUUAUUGGGGACAACAGUAAUAUACAUCGUACAACACCACAACGAAUCAUCAGUGAUGUAUCAGACAUCACAGCAUCACUGUCUCCUCGCUUUAUAAAAUUUCCUACAAGAGAAGAAGUGCGUUCCGUGAUGUAUGGUUUUAGUCAAUUGGAGCGAUUCCCUGGCGUUCUUGGUACCUUGGAUUGUACCCAUAUACGAAUUCAGUCUCCUGGAGGACAUAAUGCUGAAGUUUUCCGCAAUAGGAAAUCAUAUUUUUCCUUUAACUGUCAAACCAUUAGCGAUCACAAUUUGUUAAUAAGAGAUAUUGUCGCUCGAUGGACAGGCUCUGUGCACGAAAGUACCAUAUUUCUCAACUGCGCUCGCAGAGCUCAAUUUGAAAACGGAGAAAUACCACAAGCUCACUUAUUGGGAGAUAGUGGUUAUGCAUUUAAAUCCUACUUGUUAACUCCACUUUUAAAUCCACAAAAUGAAGCAGAGCAUCGAUAUAACAGAAACACUGUUGAGAGAAAAUACGGUAUGUGGAAGAGAAGAUUUCCCAUAUUAUCUGUAGGAAUAAGAUGUAAUCCACAGGAAGCAAUGUCAGUCAUUGUGGGUACGGCUGUCUUGCAUAAUAUUGCGAGGAGUACAAGCAGUGAAGAACCACCAGAAGAUCCUGAAAUUUCUCGACUUUUAAAUCAGUUACGUGAUGAGAGAGGCCCCAACAUUGAAGACAACGAACCAGUGCUACCUGGACAGCAGAUUUAUCGUGAUGAUACAUUACCUGGAAGAGCAGUUCGCCGUGCUAUAAUUAAUGAACAUUUCGCGAUAAUCUAA